Molecule: messenger RNA, 2357 nt
Organism: Glossina fuscipes
Lineage: Eukaryota; Metazoa; Arthropoda; Insecta; Diptera; Glossinidae
Gene: Ced-12
Product: engulfment and cell motility protein 1
Exons: 4
Coding region: 41-2203 (720 amino acids)
Biological process (GO): actin filament organization; cell motility
Cellular component (GO): plasma membrane
Source: RefSeq, a predicted model, not a curated record
CUUUUGUCGUACACAAUUGUCGUAUAAAUUCAACAUUAACAUGAUUCCGAAAAAGAUGCCAGUAAAAGAUGCUCAUAUAGUGAAAAUCGCUGUAGAAUUUGAAAAUCAUAUAGCGCAGCUAAUAAAUUUAGAUCAGCGUCAACCAUUAACCGGCAAAAUUCAAGAGAUUUGCAGCUGCUGGGGAAUCGUUGAUCCUGAAAAUUAUGCAUUACAGUUUUGCGAAACUAACAACCAAAAAUAUGUUACAGAAAAAAAUCGCAAUGAAAUUAAAAAUGGUUCCGUCUUGCGUUUACAAUAUUCGCCGUCAAAAACCGCAAAUGACGCUUUGGAGACUUUACGGACCGGCUCAACCUUUGAUAAAAUUAAAUGCCUUAAGGAACUUUCUUCGCUCUCCGUGGAUCUAACUUUUGCCUUAGAAUUUAUCAAAGAGCAGGGCCUUGAUAUCAUAAUUAGUAUGAUUGAGGAGCCCUCGGAAAAAGAGGACGAAAUCCUUAAGUACAGUUUAAAAAGUUUCGUGGAAUUAAUGGAACACGGUACAGUAUCCUGGGAGAUAUUGCAAAAUAACUUUGUAGAGCGCAACAUUUACAUAGUAAGAAACUUUCAACAUUUCUCUAAAUGUACUGAGAGUGCCCUCUCCAAUCUAGAGAAUAUUGUGCAAAAUAGUAGUAAACAUAAUUUGGUAGAACAUGAAGUUACUCUACAGGAUUUGUUACGAUUAUUGCAAGAUGCAAAUUCUUCGGUUAUUAUGCAAAAUGCUAUAGCUCUCAUUAAUGCCUUAUUUGUAAAGGCGAACGAAGCCAGAAAACGUCAAAUAGCCCAUACGAUAAGCGCUAAGCAAUACCGGCUAGCUUUGAUUGGUAAUGUAACCAGUACCGAGAUGACUCAUCAACUGUAUGUGUUGCAAACUUUAACCUUGGGAUUAUUGGAGCAACGCAUGCGUAUGAAAAUAAAUGCACAAGAUCAGGAUGCUCAUGAGAAAAUUAAGGAACUAAGGCGUAUUGCUUUUGAUGAUUAUUCCGGUAUAAUGGGUAGUGGAGGCAGUGGCAAUCUCUCGUCCGCUAAUAUAGGGAACGUAAAUUUUGCUCAAUAUUAUAAGAAGCUUGGUUUUAAGUCCGACAUUAAUCCAGCCCAAGAUUUCAUAGAAACGCCACCUGGAAUUUUGGCCCUCGAUUGUAUGGUUUACUUUGCUCGAAAUUUUACUCAACAAUAUACAAAAAUUGUCCAUGAAAAUUCAUGCCGGGGCGAUGAGCAUGAAUGUCCGUUUGGCCGUACCUCUAUAGAGCUGGUAAAAGUUUUAUGCGAUAUUUUGCGUAUUGGAGAGCCGCCUUCCGAUCAGUCAGACUUUCAACCUAUGUUCUUUACGCACGAUCAUCCCUUUGAGGAGUUCUUUUGCAUAUGUAUUAUGACAUUAAAUCGUACAUGGAAGGAUAUGCGGGCCACCGGUGAAGAUUUUCUCAAAGUUUUCAGUGUAGUUCGUGAACAAAUAACUCGAACCCUUAAACAACGACCGGACAAUUUGGAAGAUAUCCGCGGCAAGAUAGCCCAUUUCACCUAUCAAACAAUAACAAAUUUAAGGCAACAAGAACGGACAUCCAAAGAAGAAUGUGAUUCUACGGCAUCAGCUAUUGUAAAACUUAAGGAGAAGAUAUCACCGCAUAUUUUGGACUUAAUUAAACAACAGAGAUUAGCAUUUCUAGUAGAAGGUACACGCUUUUCGAAGUACUCGCGAGGAGCUCGGUCAAAAGAUAAAUUUUGGUAUGCCCGUCUAUCACCCAAUUUCAAAGUCAUACAUUACGGUGAUUGCGAUGAAAAGACUAUACCAACAUUGGAGGAAUUGCCGAAUAAAGUCUCCGUAAUAGAUAUUAAACAGUUAUUAGAAGGCAAAGAAUGUCCACACAUGAAAGAAAUGCGUACUCGAAAAUCGGCCGUUAAUCUAGCAUUUUCCAUUACUUUCGACAGCAUGGAUCACUCGACAUUGGAUUUUGUAGCACCGGAUGAAACCAUUUUUAAUUAUUGGACAGAUGGAAUUAACGCUUUAUUAGGUCAGGAAAUGGUUAGCAAACAAAAGAAAGAAGAUUUCGACACUUUGCUGUCAAUGGAAAUCAAGUUAAGACUGCUGGAUACGGAAGGAGUCGAUAUAAGCAAGGAACCUCCACCUAUUCCGGAAGAUCCUGAAAAUUAUGAUUUUUGUUUCGAAAGCUGAAUUUCACACCUCUUCCACAAAGUCGCAAAUACAAAGUAUUUCAUACCCAUUCUCUCGCGUAUUUAUAGAAGGGAUUUUAAAAACAAAAACUGACAAACAAAAAGAAAGAGCAUAUUACAGAUGCCAGGCUCAUACAUACAUAAGUAAUUCAUAA